AGCCGUAGUCAUCCAGAGCGUUUCGCACAACUGCAACGUGACCUGGCGGCGGUGCGAGCGAGACGGCACCACAAAAACAUGGUCGGCCACGUGUAUUUCGCAUAUAUUUUAGAUUUAUAAUACGCUGGAGCAGGGGCAGCGUCGAUCGUGUCUGAAUCCGUGUGACACGAAACUCCACCCCCUGGGGAACACUCUGGCAGGAGAGGACGGGAGUACAGGGAAGAGCUGGAGACACUGCCGGCUGGAACAGGCGCGAGCGCUGCCGUUCAGUCAGUCCUGUUCUACGAGUUACGAGUUACGCGCGCGCCGUCUCUUCGUCUAGUGUGUCUUCCACAAGCUAGGCGGUUCGUCACCAGGUCUACAAGAAGUCGGAGGAGUUGAGUUCGAAGGGUCACGCGUACGCGAGCAUGACCUGCAGCCGCUGACGCAUCGGAGUCUGCGAAAUCCUGCGAGAGCAGCAACAGUUUCUUGCCGGAAGUGCGAUAAAGUGGUCGUUGGAGCAGCGGAAGCAGCAGCAACUUGGGAUUACCUGACCAUACGGCAAAGGUGAAAGUGUCCAGGAAGAAUCCGCGAGUAGAUUAUCCGGAUGCGUCUUUGUUGAAACAACUGUGUCGCUGGUGUUUCGUAUCCGUGUCUCAUCCCUCUGCAGGAGUUCCAGCAGUGGUGCGUCGGAUAUCUGUGACCUUUGCGGUCCGAUUAUCGGUGACAUCGAGGAAAAAAACGAAAGUUCCGCAAGUGUUUUGAGGUCGUGAAGUGAAAUAUUGUGAGUGUCGCUUUGGUAAAGAAAAUGCCCAGUCGGCUGCUUCAGGAGCGUCGUUUUGCGGACUUCCUACCGGUAGUAACGGCACUUGUGGUGCCAGUAAAUCGCUAGAAAGACGUGCCAAAAAAGUGCAACUCGCCGGGGUCAUAAAACUUGUGUGUGUGCGACAACACCCCCACGUGAAGCUUUUUGCCGGGAACUUUUGUGCAGACUGUAAGGAAGAAUUUACGGCAGUACGGUAACGCCAAUGGGAACCGAAACUGCCUGCGGCAGUUACUUUAACGAUCCGCCUGGGGAGCCCAGAAUGGCCAGUUACUACCAGAUUAACGAGCGUAGCAGUGGCGGCGGUCCAGCAAACCAACAGGAAGAAGAAAUGGCCCCGCAAAAUUGUGGUGGCGAAGCCACCGAACAGGUCGACUCCGAGCUGGACCUGCGUCAGCCACAGCUGCAGCAGCAAGAACAGCAGCGUCAUCACGCAGCUUCGCCGCGAAAUCACUGGUCCAUAUCGCAGCAGAUCCAGAACCACCUAAGUCAGAACAACGUCGGAAGUGCGUCGUCACGCCUCGAACGCUCCAACUCGCUGGCCAGCAACUGGACCUUCCCAAACUACCAGCGUCUGUACAACGAGAACCACUACGGCAUCGCCAUAGCUGCGGCCCAAAACCAACAACAUCAACAGCAGCAACACCAAAUCCAGCAUGACGGUCAACUGCAGCAGCAACAUCAACAACAACAACAUCAACAACACCAGCAUCAACACCAGCAUCAGCAGCAGCAACAACACCAUCAACACCAUCUGACAGCUAUGACCGGUGGUGGGAUGCCGCAACCAAGCGGCGGCGGCCAUCCACAUCUCAGCAAGCGCUUCUUUUACCCGGCAACAGGUCAGUGGCAAGCUCCUAAACUCCAAGGUUGUCGUCAUUUUGCUGUGGUUACGCGCCGUUACGAUUAGCGGGGGCACCUCGUC
Culex quinquefasciatus (southern house mosquito) is the source of this 1727-nucleotide messenger RNA. RefSeq names its product myb-like protein Q. The coding region runs from base 1008 to 1712 and encodes 234 amino acids. NCBI's taxonomy places the organism in Eukaryota, Metazoa, Arthropoda, Insecta, Diptera, Culicidae. The transcript is spliced from 2 exons. The record is from RefSeq and is a predicted model, not a curated record.